Caenorhabditis remanei is the source of this 414-nucleotide messenger RNA. RefSeq lists its product as uncharacterized. The transcript has 2 exons. Lineage: Eukaryota; Metazoa; Nematoda; Chromadorea; Rhabditida; Rhabditidae. Bases 1 to 414 code for a protein of 137 amino acids. The record is from RefSeq and is a predicted model, not a curated record.
AUGCGUUCUUUCAUCAUCUCUUCUGCCCUCUUGGUCAUUCUCGUCCAAUGCGGAUAUCCAGUUGUCGAGAACAGUUAUCCAACAACUCCAAGUUAUCCAACUCCACCACCAUCGUAUCCAGUUCCAAAGAAGUAUCCAGUUGCUCCAUCUUAUCCAACUAAACCAUCAUACCCAUCUCCACCAGCUGAUUAUGCUCAGAAGCCAUCUUACUCUGCUCCUCCACCACCUCCAGCACCAUCCACAUACUCAUCCAGCUCAUUCACUGAUAGUGAUUCUACUUCGGAUUCUGAAUACACUACUUAUGCUCCAACUUCUGAAUACCAUAAACGAGCAAAGGCCCGUACUGCCCACAACCGUCAGUUCCAACGUCGUGCACUUCAGCCAAUCAGAAGAUUCCAACAGAAAAAGCAAUAG